UAGAACAGAGAUACAAGUUAAUGCAACCAUGUAUUCGAAGACUUUGUUACCAAGCUGUGUUUGGCUCCUGGCAUGUUUGGUCUGUUUGGCCGUACUGCCAUCAUGCACCGGAGAAGAAGAUUUAGAAACGUGGAAUGUAUUAUCGCGAAACGAACGGCAAGCAUGCGCAUAUGAGCAUUUCUCGUCUGAUCACUCUAUGUGCGGAACUGUAACGGGAACUGAAAUACCACUGAGUCAAGCGGACAAGGACAACAUAGUGAGCAACCACAACCGAAUUCGUAACGAGGUGCAGCCCCCUGCGUCAAACAUGCAGAUCAUGGUUUGGGACGACGAACUUGCGUUAAUUGCAUUAACGUACGCCAAGCAGUGUAAACAUGGCCACGAUUCGACUGUUAACAGGCAGGCUUUAGGUUUACCUGGCAGUAAGGUGGGGCAGAACAUACACUUUAGCAGCAAUACCUUCGACCCUGUUGAUGGCGUGGUGUCCUGGGAAAACGAAAAAGCGGACUUCACCUAUAACACCGCCAACUACAGGACUGGUCACUACUCUGAGAUGAUCCUACACCGAAAUGCAAAAGUUGGGUGUGGGGUGGCUGAUUGUAGUGUUCCGGGGAUUGAAAACAGACCUGGACUUAACUAUAUUAUGAUCUGCAACUAUGGAGCUAUACAAACGAACGGUGAGCCAAACAGGCCGUAUUGUUCGUCCUCCAUCAGCAGUAGCUGUGAAACAUGUGGUGACACGGACUCGAAGUACAAAAACCUUUGCGCGUGCGGAGGAAAAUCCUGCUUCAAUGGCGGAACACUGGAUAUUGCCACGUGCCAGUGCACGUGUCCAAAAAACUUUGGUCACACAAUUGUAACCGGAUCACUGUGUGAGACACUGACUUGCGGUGUGACCACCGAAAGCAAAACAUGUAGUGUAACGGAUUGUCUGAAAUAUGGUUUUACUUUUGGAGUCAAGUACUGCCCAUCAACGUGUAAAGUCUGUCCAAGCACAUGCGCCCUGCAUUGUUUAAAUGACGGCUACCUGAACUAUGUAACUGACCAAACCGGAACUCGAUGUGCCUGUUACUGCCCAACCGGCUUCACCGGCACUGAAUGCAAAACAAGUACAGCUACCACUAUGACGACGCCUACUACAACACCAACAACGACAACACCAACUACGACGACACCAACAACGACGACGCCAACUACGACAACACCAACUACUACAACGCCAACUACUACAACGCCAACUACGACAACGCCAACUACAACGACACCAACUACUACAACACCAACUACGACGACGCCAACCACUACAACACCAACUACAACGACGCCAACUACUACAACACCAACUACUACAACGCCAACUACAACAACACCAACUACGACGACACCAACUACUACAACACCAACAACAACACCAACUACGACGACGCCAACCACAACCCCAACUACGACGACGCCAACUACUACAACACCAACCACAACAACACCAACUACCACGACGCCAACUACCACGACGACAGAUCAAUGUCACUUAAGCUGUGGACACAGAGGUGUUUUAGACUACAACGAAUGUAAGUGCACGUGCAGGCGUAACUUCUAUGGUGUCAGCUGUGAGAAAAACUGUUUCAGAGAAGCAAGAUGUGCGGCACGUAGACGAAUCAGAUAUCUCUGUCAAAGGUGUACCCUGUACACUGCUUGGUGCGCUAGAUCCUGCCGCGCUUGUAGAGGAUGGUGGUGUAGAAAUCGUUACCGACGUUUCUGUCGGAUGUUCGUACGAAGAAAUAUGAUCCAGGCAAUAGUAGGAUUCUGCAAAUAUCGUAAUGGCGGCGAUUGCCAGCGGAUUUGUCGACGAUUUACCUAAGACAUACGCUUUUCAGCCAUUCGUCGUAAAACUCGCAUUGUGCUCCUUAUGAAACAUCUUGGAGAAACGAGCGAAACAAAUAAAAAUAAUAACAACAGCA
This is a messenger RNA of Gigantopelta aegis, 1958 nucleotides long. Its product is annotated as cell wall protein PRY3-like. The record is from RefSeq and is a predicted model, not a curated record. Bases 29 to 1858 code for a protein of 609 amino acids. NCBI's taxonomy places the organism in Eukaryota, Metazoa, Mollusca, Gastropoda, Neomphalida, Peltospiridae. The transcript is spliced from 15 exons.